Messenger RNA from Amoebophrya sp. A120, 2630 nucleotides. NCBI's taxonomy places the organism in Eukaryota, Dinophyceae, Syndiniales, Amoebophryaceae. The record is from the annotation of a GenBank genome assembly.
AGUACCCAAUCACAACGUUCUCUUUAGAAGUAUUUUGCUUCUGUUUGGACAUGGCAUAGAAAAUCUUCGUAAAAGUUUGUUUUGGUGAAGUUGAGGAUGCUCUGAACUUUCAAGAUGUCCUCGACCUCGAUAGAAGAAGUUUCUGAUCUCGAAGCGCAGUCUUAACUUCCUGAUUGUAACGUAAAAGAAAAAGUAACAAAUGCCAAACCACUACGACUCUGGUAGUGCGACGAAAGAGAGAGCGUUCUACCCCGACGACAUCCAGAAUUUGCCCUUUGCGAGGAACAAAAUGAAUCCACACGACGACGAGUUUCAUUCCCUCUCUGAAGAGAGCGGCCAGCACCUUCAGCUGGACCCGUCGUCGAAAAAUAAAUCGGCAGCAACGUCGCCGCUUUCUCCACAAAACCUCCAAGAUCUCGUGACUGCGCCGCACGACCAAGAAGCUCCGCAUGAUGGGGAACGAGUUUCAACUAUCGCCGAUUUGAUCUCCACUUCCCACCUGUUCGGGUACCUCGGUCUCACCCUGCUGGUCGGUUUCCAGGGACAGCUGGUUGUUUUGGAUUACCUGCACAACAACGUUUUCACGAGCGGGAAUAUCGGUUGGGCGGAAACGUCCACACUCACGAUCGCGGCCGCACAGUGCUUCGCCAUCCCGCUUUUCACCUGGCUGCGCGCGAGCAUCUCCUGCGCUCCGUCGCGGGUGCGGCACUCGCAGUGCGAGCAGGUCCGGGAAUUUGAGGAUGAGCGGAACCUGCAGAAACUCUUCGCACUGUCCUGUCUUUUAAUGAUUACUUGCAGCGUGACGUUCUUCUUCAUCGUAUUACUGUCCUCUUCGACAACCGCUGCUGCUGGUGCAUCAACAACGCAAACGCCUGCGACUUCUUCGGAACAAAGAGCUGAGUCCUCUGAACAAGCUAGUGACACUCUGAAGAACGUGUUUGGUUACUCCUCGCUGCUUCUCCUCGGGUGCGGGCAGCAGUUCUUCAUGAGCAGUGUUUUGGCGGUGGCGGCGAAGCAGAAAACCGAGGCGGAACGGGCACAGUACGCCUGGAGCAAGGGCACCGCGAUCUCGGGAGUUCCGGGGCUUGUGUUGAUGUGGAUCUUUCCGAAGCCGGGCAAGGAGAUGGCGCUCGCGAUUUUUGUCUGCUGUUUCCUGGCAGUGAUCGCCGCCUUCGUGUUGGCGGAAAAGAAACUGUUCGGAAAGAUGAAUGGAAGUAGUGGGGAAAUUCCAGCAGCUGGUUCAAAAACGGAAGAAAAUCACACGGCACAACCGCAUGUUAAUCAAAAUACCACUUCGGAGCAACACGACCUUGUUCUCGACGGCUCCAAAAAAUCCAAUGCGGAGCCACAGGAACACGAACACCGCACCAGCCCAAGCGACACGAAGAACGGCCUCCAGCUGCAGGACGUUACACUCGACGGAGAUGCUGCCACUGGAAACCGGAGAAGCAGUUUCGCUUCCAGUUCAACCCCGCCUAGCACAGAAGAGCUUGCCUCAUCCUCACAACCACGUCUGAAGAUCCCGACGAGCGCGUUGUCCCUAGCCAGUUUGGCCUCCUCGCUACCCGAGCUUUCCGUGUAUCGACGCGUGUUCCAGAAAACCUGGCGCGUGGUUGUCGGCGUGUUUCUGCUAUUCUUCGGCCUGCUAUCCGCAGGAAAUUUUCCGCGCAUUAUGAUGAUAAUGAUGCAAUACUGACUUCUUGAUUUCGCUAUACACGUGGCAGGGGACAACCGCUUUCUAUAAUGAAUAUGACCUUUGUUUUCUUUUUCAGUGAUAGAAUUGUUAUUGUUGUACGUUCAUCUUCAUUGUUCAUUCUUAUGUCCGGAAAAUUAUUUCUGUUGCACACGUCCAUUGCAUUUGGCCGGCGGUGGUCUUGGCGAUUUGGCCACUUUCGGAGGAGAGGGAUCCCGACCGGGUGCAGUUCAAAGUGUUGCUGACGAUGUUCAUCGUGGGCGACUUGGCUGGGAGAUUCACCGCAAGCUACUUGCAGAAAGACAGCAGCGACGAUGUUGAAGAGUGUAUUGAUGUCAACAAAGGCGACGAGAACAAGGAGAGCGCUCAUCUUCAUGCGGGGAUGAACGAGAAGGCGGGCUUGGAGGAUGUGGCCGCAUCCGCAACUGAUGAAAAUGGCUCUCCUACUUCGAGUUUGAGGGACCAGAGAACAUCGCAAGCGAAUACCGGCUUCAGUGCGGACGUUGGUGAGCAGACCAUUGCUGACGUCGAUACUUCCAAGCCCACCUUCAGCAAGGAAGCUACGACGACUGGAAAAGGAACAGCGACAGAGCCGACCAACACCACGGCUUCCCGCGACGAAGUGACAGCUUCGCGGUUUUUCAUUUCCAUCCUCGUCUAUUGCAGCAUCGUGAUCCCGGUCGGAGUCAUUGUUGCCGUCAUUAAUCAGGACGACAUCCCCUUCGUCGUGAAACCCGUGUUGCUCUUCCUGUUCUCGCUGAAGUGGGCCUACACCAGUUCCGUUGCAUACGCGCUGGGUCCGAAAAUGGUGUCCACCGUCGAGGAAAAGGGGAUUGCAGGGCCCAUGGUGGGGCAAGCGCUCGUUUUUGGGAUUUUUCUCGGGUUGCUGGUCUUGAGGUUUGGCUUGUUGGAAGUGAUAACUGCGCUGGAGGGAUGA